GCUGUGUUCUCUCUUUGCUCUGACGACUGAUGUGGGAUGCAGAGGAGUUAACCCUCACCUAAGGACCCACGCGCACAACAAGAAGAGGACGCACAAUCCAAGAGACUCAAUAUCAACGGAAAUGUUGAUUUUUCACAUUGCGCCCCUGCUAUUUGCAGGGACGUGCGUUCUUGCACAGGUACCAGAAUUCAGUGAUGUUUGUACCGAGGGGAGUUGCUACCCUGCGACUGGGGAUCUCCUCAUCGGCAGAGCCCACCAGCUGUCGGCCAGUUCAACAUGCGGGCGUCAACGACCCGAACCGUUCUGUAUCGUCAGUCACUUACAGGAGGAAAAGAAGUGCUUUGUCUGCGACUCCACCGGGCGCUACGUGGAACAAUCCAACCAAACCAAUGGACACCGCGUCGAAAACGUUGUUACCACGUUCGCCCCCUACCGCCUCAAAACCUGGUGGCAGUCGGAAAAUGGCGUUCAGAAUGUGACCAUCCAGCUGGACUUGGAGGCGGAGUUCCACUUCACCCACCUCAUCAUGACCUUUAAGACCUUCCGGCCUGCAGCCAUGGUGAUUGAGCGGUCAGCUGACUUUGGAAAGACAUGGCAGGUGUACCGGUACUUUGCCUACGACUGCGAGGCCUCGUUCCCCUCCGUGUCUCACGGGCCCAUGCACAAGGUGGACGACGUCAUCUGCGACUCACGCUACUCUGACAUCGAGCCGUCGACCGAGGGAGAGGUCAUCUUCAGAGUGUUGGACCCUGCGUUCAGGAUCGAAGAUCCUUACAGUCCCAGAAUCCAAAACAUGCUGAAGAUCACCAACCUGAGGGUGAAGUUCACUAAGCUGCACACGCUGGGAGACAACCUGCUGGAUUCUCGCGUGGAGAUCAAGGAGAAAUACUACUACGCCAUCUAUGACAUGGUCGUCCGCGGCAACUGCUUCUGCUACGGCCACGCCUCCGAGUGUGCUCCUGUGAGCGGGAAGGGACAGGAAGUAGAGGGCAUGGUCCACGGCCAUUGCAUGUGCAACCACAACACCAUGGGUCUGAACUGUGAGAAGUGUCAGGACUUCUACCACGACCUUCCCUGGAGACCAGCGGAGGGGCGCAACACCCACGCCUGCAAAAUGUGUAACUGCAACCAGCACUCUAACUCGUGCCACUUCGACAUGGCCGUGUACCUGUCCACGGGGAGCGUGAGCGGGGGCGUGUGUGACGACUGCCAACACAACACCAUGGGCCGCCAGUGUGAACAGUGCAAGCCUUUCUUCUACCAGCACCCCGAGAGGGACGUCCGGGACCCCAACAUCUGCGAACCGUGUAACUGUGACCCGGUGGGCUCCCUGAACGGAGGUGUCUGUGACAAAAGCACGGAUGUCCACUAUGGCCUGAUUGCAGGCCAGUGUCGCUGCAAGCCCAACGUGGAGGGGGAGCGCUGCGACCAGUGCAAACAGGCACACUACGGAUUGGCGAACCACCCGCUGGGCUGCCUGGCCUGUACCUGUAACGCCCUGGGCACUGUCCCCGGAGGAAGCCCAUGUGACACCGACUCUGGAGACUGUUACUGCAAACGCCUGGCCUCUGGGAGAGACUGUGACCAGUGCAUGCCGGAGCACUGGGGCCUCAGCAACGACAUGGACGGCUGCAGGCCAUGUGACUGUGACCUGGGCGGGGCCGUCAAUAACGAGUGUUCCCAGGAGACAGGUCAGUGUGUGUGUAGAGACCACAUGUUUGGCCGGCGUUGUGACCAGGUGGAGUCAGGCUUCUACUUCAUAGCCCUGGACCACUACACCUACGAAGCAGAGGAUGCCAAGUUCGGACCCGGAGUGACGGUGGUCCAGAGGCCACACCCCCAGGACCGCAGCCCCACCUGGACGGGCGUGGGGUUCGUCAACGUGCCCGAGGGGGCCUUCCUGGAGUUCUCCAUCGACGACGUCCCCCACUCCAUGGAGUACGACAUCCUCAUCCGCUACGAGCCCCAGCUACCAGACCAGUGGGAGGAGGUGUUGAUGACGGUGAUGAGGCCAGGGGUGAUCACGGCAGAUAGUCGCUGUGCCAACACCAUGCCGGACGACGACAACCAGAUGAUCUCUCUCCACCCUGGCUCACGCUAUGUGGUUCUCCCCAGACCGGUGUGUUUUGAAACAGGGCUCAACUACACCGUGAGACUGAGCCUUCCUCUCUACUCCGCUCUCAGUGACGUACAGUCUCCCUACACUCUCAUCGACUCGAUUGUUCUCAUGCCCCAUUGUAAGAACCUGGAUAUCUUCUCCGAAUCGGGCCGUGGCGACCUCAGCGGCACCAGCAAUGCCUGGGACACGUUCCAGCGCUACCGCUGUCUUGAGAACAGCCAGAGCGUGGUCAAGACCCCCUCCACCGACAUCUGCCAUAACUUCAUCUUCAGCAUCUCAGCCCUUCUGCACCAGGGAGCCAGAGCAUGCCAGUGUGACCCUCAGGGCUCUCUCAGCACCGUGUGCGACCCCAGCGGCGGGCAGUGCCAGUGUCGGCCCAACGUGGUUGGCAGAAACUGUGAUAAGUGUGCCCCCUCCACCUACCUUUUCGGACCUAACGGCUGCAGAUCCUGUGACUGCAACCCCCAGGGCUCGGAGCACUCCUUCUGCCACGAGGCCACAGGUCAGUGCCCGUGUGUCCCCGGAGCGUACGGCCGUCAGUGUGACCGCUGCCUGCCAGGCCACUGGGGCUUCCCCUCCUGCCGGCCCUGCUCCUGCAACGGCCACGCCGAGGACUGCGACCCCUUCUCCGGACAGUGUCUGGCCUGCCGCGAGCACACCACCGGACACAGCUGUGAAAGGUGCCUGGGCGGUUACUACGGCGAUGCCGAGCUGGGUUCCGGCGACCACUGCCGUGCGUGCAUGUGCCCAGACGGGCCGGGCAGCGGGCGCCAGUUCAGCGACGGAUGCUACCUCCGCCAAGACUCGAACCAGGUGUUCUGCAUGUGCUCCCCGGGGUACAGAGGUGCCAGGUGUGACGAGUGUGCCCCAGGUUACUAUGGUAACCCCCACGAGAACGGCGGGCGGUGCCAGCCUUGCCAGUGCAACAACAACAUCGACAUGCAGGACCCGGGGUCCUGUGGCCACACGGGCGUCUGUCUCAAAUGCCUGUACCACACGGAGGGCCAGGCCUGCCACAGCUGCAGUCUGGGUUACUACGGAGACGCUCUCAUGCAGAACUGCAGGAAGUGCGUGUGCAACCGCCUCGGUACCAACCCGACCACUUGCCCCUCGGCGGGCGACUGUCACUGUGACCUGGGCAGCGGGCAGUGCCAGUGUCUGGCCAACCUGGUGGGCCAGCACUGUGACCAGUGUGCCCCCGACACCUGGAACAUGGCCAGCGGCAGGGGCUGUGAGCUCUGCGAUUGUGACCCCGAUCACUCCUUCGGGACCUCCUGCAAUGAGCUGAGUGGCCAGUGCUCCUGCAAGCCAGGCUUCGGAGGUAAAACCUGCCGGGAGUGCAGGGAGCUGUUCUGGGGCGACCCCAAGGUCAUAUGCAGAGCCUGUGACUGCGACCCCCGAGGCAUUGCCGAGCAGCAGUGUGACAAGGCCAGUGGUCACUGCGUGUGUGUGGAGGGGGUCUCCGGGCCACGCUGUGACGUUUGCUCUCGUGGCUACUCCGGCCAGUUCCCCGACUGCCAACGCUGUCACCAGUGCUUUGCCGACUGGGACGUCAUCGUGGGUCAGCUGACCAACCAGACGCACCGAUUGGUCAGCAAGGUGAACACCCUCAAGGCCAGUGGCAUCACGGGACCCUACAAGCAGACCAUUGACAACGUGGAGAAAAGCGCCGGUGCCAUAAGAACGAUUCUCGCCCAGAACCCGGCCACACAGCCUCUUUCAGAGAUCCAGCAGCUGUUGGAGCAGGCUACUGAUCUGAUGGCAGAGAUGAGCAGGAAGCUGAAUCAAACAGAAGAGACUCUGGCCCAGUUAACGGUAGACAACAACAGCACCGACACCAAACUGGACUCCCUCAAAGAGGAUGCCCAGAAACUAGAACGUACCGUCAAGGAGCUGAUGGAGCAGGUGGAGUUCAUCAAGAACUCGGACGUUCGAGGGGCUUCAGACAGCAUCACCAAGUAUCACCUGCAGUCCUUGGCGGCCGAGGCUCGUGCUAAUGCCUCCACCAGCGGCCCUGGCAACCCUGUGGAAAACUCAGCUACGCUACGGCAAGCCACCGAGGACAAACUGAACCAGACCAAAGAGGAGUUCCUCCGGAGACACGAUGAACAUGCCAAGAGAUUGGAUGACCUGGCAGGACAGAUGGAGACUCUGGACCUAUCAGAGCUCAGUGAGAAGACAUGCGGCAGCCCCUCCGGGUCCGAGGCCUGCUCCGACUCCCCGUGUGGCGGCCUGAGCUGUGUGGACACGGAUGGCCAGAGGAAGUGCGGCGGCGAAGGCUGCAGUGGCCUGGUCACCCUGGCGGACAACGCCUGGCAGAAAGUCAAGGACUUCGACCAGGAGAUCGUCACCGCCAUGGAGGAGGUGGACAAGCUCUCCAAGAUGGUAUCCGAAGCUAAAGUGAAGGCAGACGAGGCCAAGCUGAGUGCCCAGGACGUCCUUCUGAAGACCAACGAGACCAAGCAGCGCGUGGACAAGAGCAACGAGGAGCUACGCAGCCUCAUCCGACAGAUACGAGACUUCCUCACGCAGGACGCGGCUGACCUGGAGAGCAUCGAGGCGGUGGCUAAUGAAGUUCUGGCCAUGCAGAUGCCCACCACCCCGGCCCAGCUGCAGAACCUGACCAAUGAGAUCCGGGAGAGGGUGGGAGACCUGAGCCACGUGGAGACCAUCCUGAACCAGAGCGCCGACGACAUCCAGAGAGCCGAGAGCCUGCUGGAGCAGGCACGGAGGGCCAGGAAAGAGGCGACAGGCGUGAGGGACACAGCAGUGAAGGUGAAGCAGGCUCUGGAGGAAGCUGGGCGCGCCCAGACGGCAGCAGCAGAGGCCAUCAAACAGGCCACCACCGACAUCAAAGGAACCAACGACCUGCUGACCUCGGUGGAGUCAGAGACGGCUGACUCUGAGUUUCAGCUCAACAACGCCACCCAGAGGCUGCUCCGGUUGGAGCGAGACGUCACGCUGCUAAGAGAGAAAGCCCAGAACACAUCGCUGAGCGCCGCGCAGACGGAGACGGACGCGGAAGACAUCAAGAAAGUAGCGGCCGAGGUCAAGAAGGACUUGGACACAGAGCUGAAAAACAAGUACAGCACAGUGGACGACCUGAUCACGCAGAAGGCUGGGGGCGUGUCCGACGCCAAGAAGAGGGCGGAGCGACUCCAGCAGGAAGCUAAAGACCUGUUGCUCCAGGCCAGCGACAAGCUGCAGCUACUGAAAGAUUUGGAGAAGUCCUACGAGGAGAACCAGAAGACUAUGGAGGAAAAGGCCAGUCAGCUGGUAGACCUGGAGAAGGCUGUGAGAGAUCUCCUCCAGGAGAUAAGCAACAAAGUCACCGUCUACAGCACCUGUCUGUUCUAAACAGUGAGCGGCUGGUGCCAUGUACAUCGGCACCCCUGACCAGAUGCUUUUUGACCCCGAGGAACAAUCAACGAAUACGUUAAAAUGUUUACUUCCUGGAGUCACGGAAUGUGAAAUAAUUUUGGCCCCUUGACAAUAAUGAUAAGAAUAAUACCAUGCCAUAAUAUGCAUAUGCAGGUCUCUACCAAAAGUGUACAUGGUUGAAUAACUACACACAGAAUGAGGGUGUAUGAGGUGUUUUCCGAGCUUCUCCGUUUUCAGAAAUUGUAGUUUGUUGCACUUUCAAAAUGUAAACCAACCUGCUACCAUUGUCCACACACACGUACACACACACAGUGGACAAGAACCAGCCCCAGCUGUGGUAAGUGCCUUGUAUGGUAGUAUUAGCAAGUGUUUGAAGGACAUGAGACAGCAACCUAAAAGAAAAACAUUUCAGUGAUGAAAAGAAUCCCUCUAUGAAAAAAAAGCACUGGAAGGAUACCACUUUCAUGUGGCGUCAUGUGUGUUUGUGAUGAGAGCCAUUAGCAUGUUUUAUUCUGUGUCCUACAUUUGUACCGGCGGAAGGAGUGAAUGUAAAGGUUUAACCUACUUCUAAUCACAAGACUGCAAAGAUAUAUAUAUCCCAAACUCAAUUAGAUCAAUUUUAUACUUUUUUAUAAAUCAUGAAAUAUGAGCAAACUUUGUUUUUACAGCAUUUUGGACCACCCAGUUGAAUUGAUAAACAAAAUUACCCCAUGAAAUCCCACCAUUGCAUCUGUGUCUUCUCUCAACCUUUGCUUCCAGCAGUAUCAAAUCGGUUUCCUGUUAUACGCACGUUCAAAUAGUACCUAAAUGGUCACCCUCAACCUACUUCUUACAGUAGGUCUGAAAUGACAACUAUUAUCUCCAGUACUCCCCGUAAUGAUGUACAAGCUCACCACCCUCUGGAAACUGGCUGGUAUCACCCCACCACCAUCUCCUCCUUCUCAGUCACAAACCACUACAUUGUAUGAUGGGAACUGCAUUUAUUUGUGUUGUAGUGCUAGGACUUAAGCAAGAAUGUAUACACCACACAAAAAGGACAGAACACGCACGCCAAUUUUGGAAUUCAAGCAAAACGACUCCAGUAAAGCCAGCUGUUGCUGCUCCUUUGGCAUACCUUUCUAUCUCCUUACUUACGUUUUGAUAUAUUCUAGUAAAAAUACAGACCUUUCUCUCUCAACAUUUGACCCAGCAGUCAUUCACUCAUGCCUACUAAGUAAUAUGAUCUGUCAUUCUCUGAAAAAAUGUAUUGACGCAUUUAAAAGGCUGUUAAUAGUCACUACUCUGAAAC
Molecule: messenger RNA, 6788 nt
Organism: Osmerus eperlanus (European smelt)
Lineage: Eukaryota; Metazoa; Chordata; Actinopteri; Osmeriformes; Osmeridae
Product: laminin subunit beta-1-like
Biological process (GO): basement membrane assembly; substrate adhesion-dependent cell spreading; animal organ morphogenesis
Cellular component (GO): laminin trimer
Source: RefSeq, a predicted model, not a curated record